AUGUUUUGUGAGGAUGUUUGUUUGGGUGCCACGAAGGGGAUAGAUAAAUUGAGAGCAAUUAGUGAUGAGCUCAGUGAGAAAGUGGUGGAGCAGUUAAGCGGAAACCAGGAACUGGUGAUGAUUACUGACUUGGAGCGCGAAUCAAAUGACUAUCUAUAUAAGAGAUGUGUGAAAGAUCGAAUAUCCGAUAUAGCGUCGUGGCAUUGGGUACUAGAAGAUCUAUCAAAACGUUUGCAAGAAGCGAUUGACGCUUUAAAAUAUGAACAUAACGCACUGAGGGUUGUUGUAGAUCGAGUGCAAACCGAAAUUAAAGAAAACUCAAACGAUGGAUCACAAAGAGGAGCGCUGUGUCCUUUGACUGAUGAUGUUGAAGAGUCAAUAAUAAAAGAAUAUGAAUUUCUCCGCGAUCAGAAAAAAUAUUUUGAAAAUCUUAUUGAAGAGUUGUACAAAAAGACAUCUGGGAUCGAACGUAUAAAGACAAUUAUAGAUAGAGACGUUAGCAAUAAAAAACAGGCGUUGAGAAUAGAAGAAUCUAGUCUUAAUAAUCAUUUUACUGAAGAUACACCUACUCAUAACCAAAAUAAGAAAAGAGGAUCACCAAUAAAACAAUGGGAAAAAAGAUGUUCGCGUCUGAAAAGGUCAGGAUUGAAAGCGCUUUGCAAUGCUGUAGUUACUAGAAAACAGGUUCGGGCAGCCAGAAUGAAAUUGUCUAUAUCAGCUCAAGCGUUUUCUUUAAAAGUCGACGCCAUUCUGAGAAGAAGGCUGCACACUAAUAAAAUUAAACUUCAAGACCUCAAUUGGCAGCGAGAAGAGGCUGCAAGAGAUUACGAUUCACUGCAAGAAGAACUCACAUGCACAGAAAUGGCGGUCAUAGAAACUAUGAAUCAGAAAAAAUUGGUUGAAUCAAGAUUAGCUAAUCGCUCACACAGACCAACCGGAGAAUUGACAAAGGACGACGUCAACAGAACAUUGAGAGAGGAACAAGUUAAAUUAAAAAGGACUCUAAAAGAUUUGAGGAACAAUAUAAAUAGAAUUAUUACACUACAGAACAAAUUAAGUAAAGCUGUCACCAAUAUAGAUUGUUGUGCCAAUGAUUUGAUACACGUGAUAAGUUUGGAUGAAGAAAGGAUUCGCAGUCGCCAAGGAGAGCCUAAACAGUCUGAAUCUAUUACAACCACAAGCAACACUCAUUCAUCAGAUGUCUCCAAACCAAGAGAAUCCUCAGGGCAAUUGGCUGUCAUUCAAGAAGAAGAUGAAAAUGAUUAUCCCUUUGAUUUCUGA
Molecule: messenger RNA, 1281 nt
Organism: Danaus chrysippus (African queen)
Lineage: Eukaryota; Metazoa; Arthropoda; Insecta; Lepidoptera; Nymphalidae
Source: the annotation of a GenBank genome assembly